This is a messenger RNA of Antrostomus carolinensis (chuck-will's-widow), 963 nucleotides long. RefSeq names its product mitochondrial calcium uptake 2 (gene MICU2). The coding region runs from base 1 to 963 and encodes 320 amino acids. NCBI's taxonomy places the organism in Eukaryota, Metazoa, Chordata, Aves, Caprimulgiformes, Caprimulgidae. Gene Ontology annotation, biological process: mitochondrial calcium ion homeostasis; calcium import into the mitochondrion. The record is from RefSeq and is a predicted model, not a curated record. Gene Ontology annotation, molecular function: calcium ion binding. The transcript has 11 exons. Gene Ontology annotation, cellular component: uniplex complex.
AUGCCCAUGAAGCAGCAGAGUAAAGCCUCAGCCAAGAAACUGACAAAAAAGGAGGUAGAUGCUGCACUGCUAUGCGUUGCCAAAGCCAAACCAGGGCCGACCUUUUUUAGAGGACUUGGUGAUCAAGGGUUGAUAUCUUAUGCAGAGUACCUAUUUUUGCUGACAAUCCUUACAAAACCCCAGACUGGAUUUCAGAUUGCCUUUAAAAUGUUGGAUACAGAUGGCAAUGAACAAGUUGAAAAGAAAGAGUUCUUUAAGAUACAGAGAAUCAUUGGGAAGGAAGAUGAUUUGAAAACAGAUGGAGAUGAAACAGUAUUUCAGGGAGCAGAACUGGAAAGCUCUGGUGUUAAUACAAUGUUGCUGGUACAUUUCUUCGGAAAAGAAGGAAAGGACAAACUUCGCUAUUCUGAGUUUUUCAGAUUCAUGGAAAAUCUGCAAACAGAAGUCCAAGAAAUGGAAUUCAUAAAGUUUUCAAAGGGUUUGAGCGUCAUGAGAAAAGAAGACUUUGCAGAAUGGUUAUUGUACUUCACUGAGGAGGAAAACAAUGAAAUUUACUGGCAGAAUGUGAAAGACAGAAUUGAGGCAGGAGAGAAUAUCAGUUUAGAAGAAUUCAAGACUUUUUGCAAGUUUACAAAUAACCUGGAAGACUUUUCUAUUGCCAUGCAGAUGUUUACUGUAGCAAAUCGUCCUGUUAAACGGGCCGAGUUCAAGAGAGCAGUGAAGGUGGCAACAGGACAGGAGCUCUCAGACAAUGUUUUGGAUACCAUCUUCAAGAUUUUUGAUCUAGAUGGAGAUGACUGCCUCAGCCACAGCGAGUUUCUUGGAGUCCUGAGAAACCGAAUUCAUCGAGGCUUGAGGGUACCGCAACAGCAAGGCAUUCAAGGUUACUGGAAGUGUGUGAAAAGAGAAAGCAUUAAAGGAGCCAAAGAACUGUGGAAGCAAACUGGGAAGAGUCCUUUUUAA